Molecule: messenger RNA, 1480 nt
Organism: Cantharellus anzutake
Lineage: Eukaryota; Fungi; Basidiomycota; Agaricomycetes; Cantharellales; Hydnaceae
Exons: 7
Coding region: 5-1480 (491 amino acids)
Molecular function (GO): protein binding
Source: RefSeq, a predicted model, not a curated record
UUCGAUGAGCAUUGCGGAACUUUCAACUGAAACCUUGAUUCAUGUGCUUAGCGAGCUCGAAUACUUCGAAAUAUUGAAGGCCCGAAGGGUGUGCAAUCAGUGGAAGCAAGUUAUUGACAGUUCAUUGCUGUUGCAAUAUUUGACGGAGUUGGGAUGCCAUGGCAAAGUGGAGGGCUGUUCGGCCAAUUUAACUACUGCUGAGAAGCUACAGGAGCUUCUCUUGCACGAGCAUCGAUGGGGAAACUUAGAACCUCAUAGUGUGUGCGAGAUAGAACCCCCGACAAACCACAUCUAUGAAUUCGCAUGUUCAGUGAUUGGGACAGGGCCGAGACGCUCUCCUAUGAGCCUAUUCUUUGCGGAGCUUCCUUCAGCGGUUCAUGGCACUCCAGUAAGAACGUGGACACACCAGGAUCCCUCUCUAUUACUUCGCGAUUUUACAAUGGAUCCGAGUCAGGAUUUACUUGUUCUGCUAACAUACAGCAGCCGAAAUGCGAGCUCAGAAUUUGAAUGGAGUAUUCAUCUUCAUUCUUUAUCUACCAACAAGGCACAUAGCCGGGCAAAAAAUCCAAUACUUCCCAUGAAACUUAUGAUCAUGCCUGAGGAAUCGUUUCGGAUUCAAGUGUUUGGAGAGACUCUCGCGCUCCUAGAGCCAGACUUGACGUCACACACCUUGACUGUCUGGGACUGGACGAGUGGCACGCUCUUACUGAAUUGGGAAAUUCCCAAUUCGCCCAUGUGUUGUCGCGACAUUCAGUUCCUCUCAGACGACACCCCGGCCUAUGCGUCACUUGUCGUUGGCUGUGGUUCGUCUAAGCUAUUCAACCAUCAAGGAGAUCGAAUUGUUAUACUGGAGUUGUUUACCAGGACGGACGAGGAAAUCCACGAGUGUAGCCUUGCAAUUUAUGCUAGCCAGCUUCUAGCGUUUGCGCGAGCAUCUACAUCGAAGGAACGGCUCCGUUAUGCCUCUGGGCUGCCCGCGAAUGCAAGUAUUAUCUCUUGGUCGGAAUGGGCAACCUAUACGACAAGCGUCCCGACGUCUCGGGGUGGAUCGGAUCCUUGUUCGGCAUAUGGGGACCGUUACGUUAUCCUAGGCGAGACUCCAGAGGGCAUACCCACAAUCAGGGUUCUUGACUUUCGCCCCUCCAGAAUCCGAAGGUUCCAACAUUCAUUAUCAGCGGUUUCAGUGGCUUCACAUAGCUGCCCAUGGCCGUCGCCAUUCCAGUCUCAGGAUAACCCAAAUGCCGGUUGCUGGGACACCAACAAUUUCACCGAACUCGGAGCUGACGACACCGACGACGAACUUGAUGGAGAGAUAUCUCGGCCAGGCAGUUCUCCAUCCCAUUUGCCGUACAUUGAAUCGGAGCGCCAGUUAGGUGAUACGCCACAUGUCCCACUGAGAGUCAUGAUAGACGAAGAGAAUGUAGUUAUCCUUUUGGUUUGCUGGAAUGGAAGACUCAAAUACUCAAUACUCAAUUUCUGA